Dermacentor silvarum is the source of this 1209-nucleotide messenger RNA. It is a transcript of the gene Wdr82, whose product is annotated as WD repeat-containing protein 82. The transcript has 7 exons. Bases 184 to 1194 code for a protein of 336 amino acids. The record is from RefSeq and is a predicted model, not a curated record. Gene Ontology annotation, cellular component: Set1C/COMPASS complex. Lineage: Eukaryota; Metazoa; Arthropoda; Arachnida; Ixodida; Ixodidae. Gene Ontology annotation, molecular function: protein binding; chromatin binding.
GUGGCUAGCCAAGCUGGCCGAGCGAUGUGACUGGCGCGUUUCCGGGGAGCACGCAGCCAGCCACAGACAGCCGCCACAGCUCGAGUGUUUUGGCGCCGAAGUGUAGCGGCCUUGAUGGAGCGUGAGAAGACACGACCUUCGCGUAACUCUUUCCAGGCAGGCUACAUGUGAACCCGCGCAAACAUGAAGCUCGUAGAACAAACUGUCAAGAGCUUCCGCGUUGCCAAAGUGUUCAGAGAAAAUACAGACCGCAUUAACAGCAUUGACUUUUCGCCCAAUGGAGAGACGCUCAUCUCCAGUUCGGACGAUGACUCCAUCGUGAUAUACGAUUGUGAGAAAGGAACGCACAAGCGGACGCUGAACAGCAAGAAGUAUGGCGUGGACCUCAUUCAUUACACCCACGCAACAAAUACAGCCAUCCACAGUUCCACAAAGGUGGACGACACAAUCAGGUACCUGUCCCUGCAUGACAACAAGUACAUUCGCUACUUCCCAGGCCACACCAAAAAGGUGGUGACUCUUUGCACGUCACCUGUGGAUGACCUGUUCCUGUCAGGUUCCCUGGACAAGUCACUCCGGCUAUGGGACCUGCGCUCACCAAACUGCCAGGGGGUGAUGCACCUGACUGGUCGUCCCGUGGGCAACUUUGACCCCGAGGGCCUCAUCUUUGCGGUGGGCCUCAACUCUGAGCUGGUGAAGCUCUACGACCUGCGCACCUUUGACAAGGGUCCCUUCAACACGUUCAAGCUUCCGCAGGACCGGGACUGCGACUGGACGGGGCUCAAGUUCAGUCCCGACGGCAAGAGCAUCCUCAUCUCGACCAACGGGGCCCUCAUCCACCUCAUCGAUGCCUUCCAGGGGACGCCACAGCAGACCUUCACGGGCCACAUGAACAACAAGGGCAUCCCCCUAGAGGCAUCCUUCAGUCCGGACUCGCAGUUCGUGUUCAGCGGUUCGACGGACGGCCGGGUGCACGUGUGGAGCACGGCGGAAGGAGGCACGCGCACCGCAGUGCUUAGUUGCGACCACACGGGGCCUGUCCACUGCGUCCAGUUCAACCCCAAGUACAUGAUGCUGGUCUCUGCCUGCACGAAUAUGGUGAGCACCUCCCACAAUGUGUGUGGCCACAGUACUUGUCUCAGAGGCUCACAGAGUGUGUUCUACUCUUCCCUGAGGCAUUUAGUUGGUGUGUAAGAGGUGGAGAGAAAG